Molecule: messenger RNA, 1725 nt
Organism: Klebsormidium nitens
Lineage: Eukaryota; Viridiplantae; Streptophyta; Klebsormidiophyceae; Klebsormidiales; Klebsormidiaceae
Source: the annotation of a GenBank genome assembly
AUGCAGGGAGCGCCUGGUUUGCCCUCGAGCGAUUCUUCACAAGGACAGGCAGCAGUCUGCGUUCCCGCAAUCUCUCUUUCAAGUGGUGAUGUCGACUGGAUGCGCUUUGAGUUCCCUGGCGUGAAGACGAUCACCUUGGGGGAGAGCGGUCCAGGCGCCGUCUGGUGGUGUUCUUGCUCUGAUGACCUUAUCUUACAUCGGAGUUUGUUUGAGGCUUUGUCUAGGACAGCAAUCGACCGCAGCUUUCUAGCUGGCCUUGCUGGGCAAUGCUAUCAUUUGAAAGUCCUUCUACGCAUCGCCAGCACGCUUGGAUUGCAGAUUGAGGACCUAAGUAGGAGGCAAGCUGUGCUUUCCCCAGCAGUGCGAGUGGCGGAGCUGGAGAUAGACACCGAAGCUGAAGGGGAACGACUCGUUAGCGUUUCAAGUAUUCCUCUGCCCUGGUCAGGGAAGGACGGCCUUCCCACAGUCUUGGUUGGCUGCGCCAGCAAGGGGUAUGCAGUAGUCCGCCGGACCAGCCGAGGAACUUUGGCCUGCACGUCUUGCUCCGGCAGCGGGCGGAUCAAGUGCUGGCACGUACAGGCCCAGGUUGAGGAAGCCAGCGCUUUAGUCCCCCCAAGCAAGGCCCUUACUGCGGCAGAGUUUGAGGAGCGCCUCAAGCGAGCUCUAUCGGACCUUAGCACAGGGAUGAGACGACUGACCUGUUUGAGUAGGGUGCGGGUUGAGGAACCUCAUUUGAUUGGGCCAGAGUUGGCAGAUAUCUUGAAAAGGCGAGGCACCCUUGAGCUCCGGUUCCCGCCCAAAUGCUCCAUCAAAACGGAACUGCCGGGGGUGCAGUGCGGUUGUGGUCGGUCUUGGGAGGCAGCAGAGAAGAAGUGGGUGUCAGGUACUAUUUUCCAUCUGACUGCCCCUGUGUCCACUGAGGUGGAGGAGUGGGCAUGUCUGUGCGGUGGCAAGAAGCAUUACGAUGGCGCCUCGGUUGGUCUCCUCAACUUCAGCAAUGUCUACCUCUUCAGUUAUGAGUUGCUGAACUGGCCGGUUGGUGAGCCGGAAGAGGUUACAGCGGACGGCGUCCUACUCGGAUUCAACUCGAGCUUCAGCUACCUGGUCCAACCAUGGGCAAGUCCUGCAUCCGAACCCCUGGUUUCGGGGUCCCUGCAUACCGAGCGGAUACUCGUCAAAGCUGCUCCUGCUCGGCAACUUUUGCUUCGAUUCUCAAAGCGAAGUACGACAGCCCGAGGAGCGGGGCUGGAUGAUGCGAAGUAUGCUGAGCUCCGCAAGCUUCUCCAAUCUGAAGAGGAGGCUUCGGUCCUCUGCUUCCUCGUGGACGCUCCCCUCACUGACAAGGACCGCCACUUCGCCCGGCCAGAGGUGCGGGAGUUUCUGCAUGCGGUCGAGUCCUCUGCACCUACCUGCUCUCUCCUUCCUUCGAGCGUCUUUGCCGUCGUGGAGAACCAUCUUCUGCAACACGGCCACAUAGCCGACUUCGAGUCGUACCAGCUGUUCGCAUCCAACGCGUCCGUUCUGCAUUCGCUCAUACUUGCCCUUCAAAAACGAGCUGCGGAUGGUAAACUCGAUCGCACUGCGGUCGAUCUUCUGAGGGCCAUGCUUGCGGUGGCACGGCGUGCCUUCAAGCCCGCCGUCCAGCGCUCUCCGUCUCAGGCUGCCAACCGCAAGGAGCCCGCUCUCUCCGAGCAUCCGGAACUAAGUGAGUUCUCAUUCGUCUGA